AUGGUCCCCGUCAACGCACAAGCGAAUGAACCCAUUGCAGUUAUCGGGAGUGGCUGUCGAUUUCCCGGAUCUGCCUCCACUCCUUCGAAGCUAUGGGAGCUGUUGAAACAACCAAGGGAUUUGCUUAGCAAAAUACCAAAAGAGAGAUUCGAUGUCGAUACAUUUUAUCACCCCGACGGCACCCACCAUGGCCGCACAAAUGCGAGAUACGCGUACCUUUUGGACCAGGACCCCUAUGAAUUUGAUGCAUCUUUUUUCAACUUGCCCGCCAAUGAAGUCAGCACAAUCGAUCCUCAACACCGCCUGAUGCUCGAAACUGUUUACGAUGGUAUUACCACGGCCGGCCUCAAGAUGGAAGACCUCCGUGGCUCAUUGACUGCUGUUUACGUGGGUAUGAUGCAUCGCGACUUCCUCGACAAUCAAAACUACGAUCUUGAUGCAAUGAAUAUGUACGCUGCUACCGGAACAGCGGCAUCUAUCCUGUCAAACAGGGUGUCAUAUUUCUUUGAUUGGCAUGGGCCAAGUAUGACAAUCGACACGGCUUGCAGCUCAUCGUUAGUUGCCGUGCACCACGCAAUCCAGCAACUUCGAACCGGCUCAAGUAAGGUCGCAAUUGCAGCAGGAGCAAACUUGGUACUGGGCCCGUUUUCUCUCAUUGUUACAAGUAAACUCAAUAUGCUCUCGCCAACAGGCCGGUGUCGGAUGUGGGACGCAGGCGCUGACGGGUAUGUAAAAGGCGAAGGCGUCGCUGCUGUUGUUCUGAAAACACUCAGUCAAGCACUCGAAGACGGUGACAGCAUCGAGUGUAUCAUCCGAGAGAGUGGUAUCAACCAAGAUGGCAGGACUCCCGGUAUUACCAUGCCCAGUCAUACGGCACAAGAAGCUCUUAUUCGCGACGUCUACUCGCGUGCGGGACUUGACUUAACCAAACCCGAGGACCGACCACAGUACUUCGAAGCUCACGGUACAGGGACUGCAGCUGGAGAUCCACAGGAAGCUCAUGCAAUAUCCUCAGCUUUCUUUGGCGAAAGAGAACGCGGCACCGACGAGGAGCCUUUGUAUGUUGGUAGUAUCAAGACAAUCAUCGGCCACACUGAAGGCACCGCUGGUAUAGCCGGCUUGAUGAAAGCUUCGUUGGCGAUUCAGCAUGGCGUCAUACCGCCCAAUAUGCUUUUCGAAAAGCUCAGCGACGGAGUCGCCCCAUUUUAUGGAGAUCUUCAAGUUGUGACAGAGAACCAGUCGUGGCCAAAAUUGCAGUACGACCAGCCACGACGUGUCAGCGUCAAUUCGUUCGGAUUCGGCGGCACAAAUGCCCACAUUAUCGUUGAAUCUUCGCCAAUAUUACGAGAUGCUACCAUCACUGGGCCCACGCCAUGCCUGGCCCCGAUCGCGCUAUCUGCGAAUUCAGAGUCCUCUCUCAAAGCCGCCGUCGAAGACUUAGCUGAUUACCUCAAAACACAACCGGAUACACCGAUGCACGAUCUAGUCUGGACAUUGUUGAGAAACAGGUCCGAUCAUUCAGUUCGCUAUACUACUCCAAGUGGCUCUGUCGCAGCUGUGCGCGAGGCCCUUAUCCAUGACGCAGCGUUGAUUCAAGGGAAGGAGAGCAUUGCAAUCAAGUCAGAAGCCCGGACCAUGCCAAAAGUACUGGGCAUAUUUACUGGGCAGGGUGCGCAAUGGCCGGCUAUGGGCAAGGUCCUCUUAUCAACCUUUGCGAAAGCCCGCGAGAUCGUCUUAGAGCUCGAUCAUUCCCUCCAGACUUUGCCACCAGCUUUCAGGCCAACAUGGAAACUCAUUGAUCAGCUACAAUUGGAAGGCGAUGACUCUAUGGUGCAUGAUGCGACAUUCUCGCAACCUAUGUGUUGUGCAAUCCAGAUUCUGCUCACGAAGCUUCUCUUCGCUGCGGGUAUCAAGUUCAAUGUUGUGGUUGGGCACAGUUCAGGUGAAAUAGCUUGUGCAUACGCAGCAGGAUUUAUCUCAUCGUGUCAAGCGGUCCGAAUUGCUUACCUUCGUGGCCUUACUUCACAGCUCGCGGAAUCCCCAACCGGUGUGGAGGGUGCAAUGAUGGCAGCUGGAACCACAUUUGAUGACGCGCAGGAGCUAUGUGCUCUUGAGAUCUUUGAGGGAAGGCUCAAGGUGGCUGCCAGUAACAGCCCGGACAGCGUCACAUUAUCAGGCGAUAAAGAUGCGAUUCUCGAGGCUCAAGAGAUCCUUAACGACGAAUCGCGGUUUAAUCGUCUCCUCAAGGUCGACAAAGCUUACCAUUCACAUCAUAUGGCUCCAUGUGCCGAGCCCUAUAUUGCAGCAUUGAAGGCCUGUGAUUGUGAUGCAUCGGAAUUGGACAUAGAACCAUCUGUCACCUGGAUUUCCUCUGUGUUCGAAGGACGAGUCAUGAAACCAGACGACCUACGGGCUGAAUACUGGAAGGAUAAUCUCCUCUCAUCCGUACUGUUUCAGGACGCCGUCGAGGAAGCAAUCAUCCACAAUCCAAUAGACGUCUGUCUAGAGGUUGGUGCCCAUCCAGCUCUCAAAGAUCCCACACUUAAGACGAUUGAAAAUUGCAGUGGGUUUAGCUUGCCAUACACAGGAUUCAUGCAACGUAAAAAGAAUGACCUCGAGGCCUUUUCAGCGGGGCUUGGAUAUCUCUGGACUCGUUUUGGCACGCCUGUUCUUGAUCUAGACCGUCUGUACAACGAGCUAUCGAUCGACAAAGGAACCAAGAGUCUAUCCAAAGACCUCCCAUGCUACCCUUGGGAUCACUCUCGAAGACACAAGAAGGAGUCCCGCAACCUAAAAGCAUUCCUUCGGGCACAGAAACCCCAUCUCCUACUUGGAAAGGUACUGGCUCAUAGUACUCCUUCAAUGAUUCUGUGGCAGAAUCACAUACGCCAGCGCGAUAUUGAAUGGUUAGAUGGCCAUUCCCUGCAGGGUCAGACCGUGUUUCCAGGCGCCGGUUACGUUGUUAUGGCUAUGGAAGCCGCUCUUCAUGAAGCGGGUGACCGCGAGGUUCAGCUACUUGAGGUACUUGACCUGGUUAUCGACAAGGCAGUCACGUUCGAAGACGAGAGCAGUUUGAUUGAGCUCAAUUUGAGUUUGAUGGUUAAUACUAGUGAAGCCACCGAUACGUCUAUUUCUUACACGUUCGUCAUCAAUUCUUGUCUCGCCAAAGAAACCGGCCUAUCAAGCUCAGCUACAGGUACAAUCAUCGUUGUUUUCGGCCAAGGAAGCUUGGAAACAUUACCAGUAGCUCAAGCCGAGCCGCCUCACAUGAACAAGGUCAGCGUCGAUCGGUUUUACAACAUGUUGCAUGAGAUUGGUUACGGCUACACCAAACAAUUCCGGGGUGUCAGUAGCCUCAGACGUGGUGACAGCAAAGCUUGCGGCACAAUCGACUUCCACCGCCUCGAGGAUAAUCAUCGACAGCUAGUGAUGCAUCCGGCUAGUCUGGAUGUUGCUUUUCAGACGUUCAUUGGUGCUUAUACUUCCCCUGGCGAUAAACGUCUGCGCAACCUCCUCGUUCCCACCGGCAUCGACAGAAUUGUACUCAACCCCUGGGCCACUGACCAAAUCCAUUCCUUGAGUAGAGAUGUGAGCUUCGUCUCUACUAGUACUACGGGAGCUGGUAACGGUGUUGCCGGCGAUAUCGAAGUGUUUGAUCCUGCUACUCGAGCAACUAUACUUCAGAUCGAAGGGCUUAGUUUCAAGCCGUUCUCGCCACCAUCUGCAGCUGAUGACCACCAAAUGUUCGCAAAAUGGACCUGGAGCCAAUUAAGCCCCGACGCCGUCCUAGAUGAUAGUAGAUACCACGCAAGCGAGAAAGAUAAAGCCGCUACUGAAAUGAUCGAGCGCAUCACUUACUGGUACAUCAAGCUGUUCCUUAAUAGCUUGACCACGGAAGAUCGCGAGAGAGCAGCUUUUCACCAGACAAAGCAAAUCCAGUGGUGCGAAUAUAUCAUGGCCGAGACAAAAUCUGGGCACAACAUCUGGUACGACAUCGCAUGGGAGGCAGACACUCCUGAGGAUAUCGAGAGAAUUAUUCGAGAUUGGUUCUACCAUCCUUUCAUCCGACUUAUUCAAAGAGUCGGCGAGAACAUGAUCGAUGUGAUUCGAGACAACAGGAACCCCUUCGACCUUAUGGACCAUGAUGGUCUAUUGACUGAGUUCUACGGGAGCACCAUUAGCUAUGGCCACUCCUAUCAUUACUUUCAGAAGCUUUGCGCACAAAUCAACCAUCGCUACCAGAAUAUGGAUGUGCUCGAAAUUGGUGCUGGAACCGGAGGAGCUUCAAGACAUUUCCUAAACUCUGAGCAAGUCUCUUUCAAUAACUAUACAUUCACGGAUAUCUCGAACGCAUUCUUCGAGCAAGCGGCCAAAGAAUUUGCGGAACAUGCGGACAGAAUGGAGUUCCGUCCACUUGAUAUUCGACGCGAUCCUGUUGAACAAGAAUUCAAACCCAACUCUUACGACUUGAUCAUCGCCUCCAAUGUACUCCAUGCUACACCCAAGCUUGAGAAGACGCUAGCGAAUGUCAGAAAGCUACUCAAACCAGGUGGUCAACUUGUUAUCAUCGAGGUGACGCAUCGCGAACAUGCUCGUAUUGGAUUCAUUUUCGGCCUGUUCACGGAUUGGUGGGCGGGCCAUGAUGAGGGUCGUGUUUAUGAGCCUUUUGUAACCUACGAAAAAUGGGAUGAGCUGCUUAAGCGAACCGGAUUCUCUGGGAUAGAUAGCCGCACACUUGAUCCUGACAGCACGAUAUUCCCGAACGGGGUUUUCAGUUCUCGUGCUGUCAAUGAUCUCAUAAAGAGCCUGGACUCGCCGUUGACUGUUCCAAUCAAGGAGAGCUAUCCCCCACUGGUGGUUAUCGGAGGAGCGUCCUCUGGGACGGCCCUAUUGCUGGAAAAGUUGAGAUCUACCGUACCUCACCGAAGUUUGCUGACAGUCAAUCGCAUCCGAGAUGUCAUCGACGCUGGCAUUGAGCCGAAAUCAACCUUUAUCGUUCUCUCCGAGCUUGAUGAAGAGACCUUCACAGGGCUUGACAAUGACCAAUUUGAGUCCCUCCAGGCCAUCUUUGACCGCGCAAGUCACGUUCUAUGGGUGACAGAAAGCGCGUGGGUCAACCACCCACAACAAGGAAUGACUAUAGGUCUGCUCCGCACUUUACGUUUGGAGUAUCUCAAUGUUCAAUUGCAGGUCUUGGAUGUCGACUAUGCCGAGAGCCUUACAUCUGAAGUCUUAAUCGAGACCGUCCAGCGCCUUGAGGACGGCUCGAAUUGGCAAGAGAAUGGAAUUCUUUGGACCCAAGAACCAGAACUCUACCUUCACAAAGACCAGCUGGUUGUUGCGCGACUCAAGCCUGACGUGGACAGAAAUAAUCGGCUUAACUCCAACCGCCGACCUGUCACAGCUAGCUUUGACCCCUACCAGGACGAGUUGGCUCUAGUCAAUGAAGGAGGUGUCGACUUCUUCAGAUGCCUUGAGGAGCGUCAUGUUCCUGAUAGUAUUUCGGACUAUACCGUCAGAGUUCAAGUGACGCACUCGCUUGUAAAGGCCGUGCGGGUAGGCAAGCUCGGCAUUUUCAAUCUGAUCCAAGGCUAUAUUACAGCGUCAGGCGAAGCCGUUGUUACCCUGAGCGAAAGCCAGGCCUCAUUCAUUGAUGCCUCCAACGAUCACCUCAUUCGCCUAGAAAGUCAGCAGGCCGAUGCUACGUGUGUUCUGCCAGCUUUAUUGGCGGAUCUUGUGGCUCAGACUCUGCUUGCUGAUGCAGCUCCUGGGACGACCGUUCUCGUCUUUGACCCCCCGAAUUAUUUCAUCGACUCUCUUGUCCGUCAAGGUGUUGCCGCCAAGGUACAAGUUGUGAUUGCGAGUGUCAACCCCCCGGUCGAUGGACAUAACACCCAAUGGAUUCAACUACAUCCGCGAGAGACGCAACGUCAGCUACUGAAAAAGAUUCCCGCCAAUGUCGCCGUGUUCUAUAAUCUAGCCACCACAGAACAUAUUAGGGAACUAGGCCGACGCCUAUCUGCCAAUCUUCCUUCGAGCUGUCAUGUCGCCUUUUUGGCUAGUCUAAUCCAUGACUCUGGAGCGCCAGUUUCAGAAAGUUGCAGCCGCGAUGCAUUAGCCGCGCUCCAAGCCGCUGUAAAAAGGCUGGGUGAGGUGCAGUUAGAAGACACGAAGUCUACUCUCACCCCUAGCCAGCUACUCUCGGUGGAAGGCGCUUACAGGUUUGAUUCAAUCAUCCAGUGGCAAGCGGAGCCGAAAAUCACAGCCCGAGUCCGCUCUAUUGAGACUGGUCGUCUCUUUGUUGACGACAAGACUUACCUUCUCGUUGGUCUAUCGGGUGAUCUUGGUCGAUCCAUCGCUCGAUUCAUGAUUGAGGGGGGCGCACGCCAUAUUGUGCUUUCAAGUCGGUCGCCUAAGAUUGACCCACAAUGGAUUGAAGACAUGGCUGCAGCAGGGGGUAGUAUCAUGGUUCUGCCUAUGGAUGUUUCAAAUGAGGGUUCAGUUGAUAAUGGCCUGGCCACGAUUCGUGCAUCCAUGCCACCGAUCGCCGGCGUGGCAUUUGGUCCUCUCGUUCUUCAGGAUGUUAUGUUCAAUAACAUGGAUCUCUCACUUAUGGAGAUGGUUUUGGCGCCCAAGGUCACUGGUGCUCGCCUGCUCAAUGAACGGCUCUCCGACCCUUCAAGUCCUCUCGACUUCUUCGUCAUGUUCUCUUCCUUCGUCAUGGUCUCUGGAAAUCCUGGACAGGCUGCUUACAGCGCUGCCAAUGCUUUCACACAUGCGCUUGCUCAGCAGCGAAGAUCUCGGGGUAUGGCCGGGUCCACCAUCGACAUCGGCGCAGUUUAUGGUGUCGGUUUCAUCGCUCGGGCUGGUCGUGAAGAGGAGUAUGAUGUUGUCAGGUUUAUGUUCGACGAAGUCAACGAAUGGGAGCUUCAUGCCCUUUUCGCCGAAGCUGUUGUUGCCGGUCGGGCUCCCGGCACCGACCAGGUAGAGCUAGUCACAGGCAUGCCCUACAUCGACCCAGCGGACCGCGACCAGAUACCAUACUUUGACGAUCCUCGAUUAGCAUAUUACAAGCUUGCUGAUGGCCGCAAUAAAGGCCACGAGCUUGCCAGUGAUAAGGGAUCCAUACAAGAGCGCUUCCUCAAAGCGGAGACCAUGGACGAGGUUCGCGCCAUCAUUCUAGAGGGCGUAUCUGCCAAGAUUCGUGGGGCGCUACAGGUCGCGGCUUCAGAUGAUCUCAACUUGAAUUCUCCCUUGGUGGACCAAGGCGUCGAUUCACUCAGUGCUGUCACCAUCGGUACUUGGUUCUCGAAAAAUCUAAGUGUCGAUGUACCCCUUCUUAAGAUUCUAGGUGGCGCCUCGGUCUCAGAUCUCGUGGAGGAGUCCAUCUCCCGUAUACUUCCUGCAGUAAUUCCGUUGGCCUAUGACGGAUCUGCAAAUGAGAUUCUAAAAGACGAGACGCCAGUCGCAGUCGACGUGGAGGCAAUGGGGCUAGCAUCAAACUCUGGCAGCGACGACUUGAGUCUUCCAAGCGACUAUAUGAGCGCCCCGACGCCCAUAUCGCUCUUUUCAUCAACAUCCGAUCAAAAGUUCGAGGGCGUGGAGCGCAUUGUUCCGCUUUCCAUAGCCCAAGAGUACUGUUGGAAACAACAACAACUUGGCCUAGACCCCUCGACCUUCAACUCCACGAUCGCUAUGUUCAUGCAGGGCACACUCGACCUCAAUCGCUUGGGUUGGGCGUUUAAUCAAGCACUACAGCGCCAUGACGCCUUUCGAACAUGUUUCAUCACAGAUCCGGCCGACGAGUCUCGGUUGCUACAAAGUGUGAUGAAGUCACCGGCAGUGGGUUUUGAGAUAAUCAAGGUGGCGGACAGAGCAGCGGCCGAAAGAUGCUGCAAAGACCUUGAAAGCUACGAAUACAACGUGUUCGAAGGAACGACUCUGAAACUGGUCAAUUACUCUUGGUCAUCUACCGAUCACCUCCUUGUAUUUGCCUACCAUCGUCUUGUUGGCGAUGGCUGGACUACAGAGCAUCUCUUUGUGGAAGCCGGGCAGCUGUACAAUGGUGUGCAGUUAGAUCCACCGCCGAGCUAUGCUGACUUCGCAGUUCGCCAGCGAAAUGAUCUUGUGUCCGGGGCAGCAGAGAAUGACUUAUCGUACUGGUCGACGCUUUUCGAGACUCUUCCAGUCAGGCUCCCUAUACUUGAUGUUCCGGGUAAACGAAUCUCGGCCUCACCAACUUGGUCGGAGCAUGAGACCUCCGCGCGUGUCAAUCCGAUGAUCGCAGUUCGUAUCAAGGACCGGAGUCGCAAGCACAAGACCACACCCAUGCAUUUCUAUCUUGCUGCUUUCCAUGUGUUGUUGGCUCGUUUGACAACAUGUACGGAUGUUGCAAUUGGUGUUGCCGACACUAAUCGUUCGACUCUCACAGACCAAGCCACAAUGGGCUUUUUCGCCAGUCUUCUCCCUGUGCGUUUGAGGUACUCUCCAGACGACAUAUUUGCCGAAACAUUGAUUGCCGUCAAGGACGAAAUGCGGGGGGCUCUCUUGCACAGCGCUGUACCGUACGGCGCGAUUCUCGAACAUUUAGGCCUGUCAAACCCUUCAUCCACUGAUCCAGACUCUCAAUCACCGCUAUUCCAAGCCGUCUUCGAUUAUAAGCAGGGUCAAGCGGAAACUGGAAGCAUCGGUCGAGCGAAUAUCGUUGAGUCUCACCUUUCACGGGCUGGAUCUCCAUAUGAUAUUACCCUGGAAAUGAGCGACGAUCCUAACAAGGAUCCCUUGAUCAUUCUCAAGCUGCAAAGCGAGCGAUAUGCCCCCAGUGAUGCUGAAGUUGUCAUGGAUGCGUAUCUUGCUAUCUUGAGCAUUUUUUCCAGAAACCCCGCACUCAGGGUCGAGGACGGCCGUCUGGACCAAGGAACCAAGGUGAAAGCCUGA
This is a messenger RNA of Penicillium longicatenatum, 8937 nucleotides long. Its product is annotated as polyketide synthase. The transcript is spliced from 3 exons. Gene Ontology annotation, molecular function: fatty acid synthase activity; phosphopantetheine binding; 3-oxoacyl-[acyl-carrier-protein] synthase activity. Gene Ontology annotation, biological process: fatty acid biosynthetic process; secondary metabolite biosynthetic process. NCBI's taxonomy places the organism in Eukaryota, Fungi, Ascomycota, Eurotiomycetes, Eurotiales, Aspergillaceae. The record is from RefSeq and is a predicted model, not a curated record. The coding region runs from base 1 to 8937 and encodes 2978 amino acids.